Molecule: messenger RNA, 3604 nt
Organism: Chlamydomonas reinhardtii
Lineage: Eukaryota; Viridiplantae; Chlorophyta; Chlorophyceae; Chlamydomonadales; Chlamydomonadaceae
Exons: 13
Coding region: 311-3010 (899 amino acids)
Biological process (GO): protein desumoylation
Cellular component (GO): nucleus
Molecular function (GO): deSUMOylase activity
Source: RefSeq, a predicted model, not a curated record
CUUACAGUAGUCUCCAGGUCUCCUUGUCUUAACACAACCAUGGCAUAAUUUACAUCUUACGGCGCACGAAGUAACAAGCGAGCGCGAAGCCAUGCAUUUUUUAGAGACGAUUAGGGGCUUCCUCUCGCCUGUGUUUAGCCGGAUCCCGCUCAGUGGCAAGAAGAGGACACGUGAUGAGGACGAAGCUGCGGACAUGCCGCGACCGGAGACCAAAAAGGCCCAGCCGAGCAAUGCCCACUUGACUGAGCUGGCGACGUUGCCAGCGCCUCAACCUGAGAUACCCGUCGUAGCGAACGAGACGGAUGCAGCAAUGAGCGUCACUGAGUUUGUCGCAGCGGGCUCCUCCGGGUCCGGAACCGCGCCCGCGUUUGGGAUGCGCGCGAUAGUUCAGGAGAGCUGGCCGCUCGACAAGCCGCGACUGGAGCCACAUAGACGCAGCGCUCUGCUGCAGGUGCAGGGGCCGGGCGCGCAGCCCAGCCCCUUUGCGCCUAUGCAGCCUGCCAGCAUGCUCGAUCGCGCCACGCACUUGGGCGCCAGCUCGCAGACUGGGCUGCAACAGCCGGCGCUGCCUCCACGAGCGCAGGCGUUGGGCUUGGCGCGGCCGCAGGCGGGGGCCUCAGGCCCGCAUGCGGCGCCUGCGGUGCCCGGCCCGCGACCUGCACCCGCACCCCUUCCGCCCGGCCUCGUUAGCACCCCCGGCGGCAGCAGCACCCCCGCCCUAACCCCCGGCUUGGGCCGGGGCUGGGUUGGCCCCGGGGACACGCCCGGGGGGCCGCAGCCCCAGCGCCUGGCGUUUGACACGCCCAGCGCUACCACGCAGCGCCUGAACAGCCUGACCCUCGCCAGCCCCGGCCCCAGCCCCAGCUCCGCUGCUGCGGGUGGGGUCGCUGGGGCCGCCAUCAUUACUCGCACACCCACAGGAAGCGCAGCAGCGCCGCUGUACACGCCAGGCCUCCGGCCGCUGCCGGCAGGCUCGGCGUUUGAGGCCGCGGCAGCGGCCGCUGCUGCGGCGGGCCCGGCAGGGCCCGGCGCUCAUCGCCAGCAGCAGCACCAGCCGCCACUGCCUCCCCCCACUGAGUGGCGGCGGAGCCCGGGGCCUGCAGGGCUGGGUCCCAGGCCGCCGCUUCCCAUCGGAGGCCGCUCCCCGGCGCCCUCCCUGUCACCCGCAGCCGCCGCCGCAGCAGCGGCGCCGCAGCCCUACCCCACCACGCACCAGGCGCUGGCUCUGAUGACGGCGGCCCAGGCGAUGCAGCAGGCGGUGUCGUUGAUGGCGGCACAGGGCGGCUUCGCGGGGCUGGCUAGCGGCGAGCACGCCCGGCAGCUGGCGCUGAUGGCCGGCACGCCGCUGCCUCAGGUGCCGUUCGCCCGCACCCUGGCGGCGGUGGGCGCCGAGCUGGCCGCACCCGGAGGCGACCUGGCCCUGGGCGGCGCCGUGGCCCGCUACCUGGAGCAGCGCCGCCAGCAGCAGCAGCAGCAGCAGCAGCAGCGGGUGGCGGCAGCGGCGGCGGGGCCGAAUGCUGCGGCGGCGCCGGCGGCAGUGGUGCGCGAGGACGGCGGCUUCAUCGGCGAGGACGAUGACGAGCCCGCCGCCGCCAGUCGGGCGGAGGUGGACUCCCUCACGGCCAGGCUGCGCCAGGCAGCGCGCCGCAGCUCGGCGCUGGUGCACGGCCCCGGCGGCGACGGCGGCGCCGCGGCCGCGGCGGCGGCGGAGCGGGUGCGGCUGUCGCGCGCGGUGGAGUCGGGCGGCGCCGAGGCGCUGCAGAUGAUCGGGCUCAAGCUGGACGCUCACGCCCAGGUGGUAUCGCGGCUGCGGCAGUCGGCGGCGGCGGACACACAGCGCAAGGUGGCGCACAUCAAGGCCGUGGACGAGGCCCGGCGCCGCGAGCAGCAGCAGCAGCGGCUGGAUGCAGCGGCAGCGGCGGCACAGCAGCAGCAGGCGGCGGCGGCAGCGGCGGCGCCCGCGCCCGCCAAGGCGGCGCAGGCGGCGGCGCCGCCACCCCGGAAGCGAGUGCCUGCGGCCCGGCCGCCGCCGCCUGCUGCGGAUGACGAUGUGUUGGAUUUGAUCAGCAGCUCGGAGGAGGAGGAGGAAGCGGAGGUGGAGGAGGAGGAAGAGGGCGAGGGGGAGGAGGAGGAAGGGGAGGAGGAGGAGGAAGAGGAGGAGGAGGAGGAGGAAGUGGAGGAGGUCAACCUGACGCGGCCUGUGACGACGGCUGAGAUGGACACGUGGCGGCUGGUGAUGGACAAGGAAGCAGACCCCAAGCAGACGCUGCUGGCCUACGCGCCCAACCCCGCCACCGACAUCAAGCUGACGCGCGACAAGCUGCGCUGCCUGGCCGCCGCCACCUGGCUCAACGACGAGGUCAUCAACCUCUACAUGCUGCUGCUGCAGGAGCGCGACACGCGGCUGCGGCAGCUGGGCGGCGGCGGCGGCGGCGGCGCGGCCAACGGGGCGGCAGGAGGAGGCGGCGGCGGCGGCGGCGGGUACCCGCGCUGUCACUUCUUCAACAGCUUCUUCUACAACAAACUGUUCCAGGACGAGAACAAGUACAACUACGCCAACGUGCGGCGCUGGACCAUGCCCGCCCGCCUGCGGAACGGCAUGCAGGCCACGCCCGACCAGUCGGUGCUGCUGCUGGACCGCGUGCUGCUGCCCGUGCACCAGGGCAUCCACUGGUGCUGCGCCGAGGUGGACAUGGCGGCGCGCGCCGUGAGGUACUACGACUCACUCAAGGGCGAGGACCGGCAGUGUGUGCAGCACCUGUUGCAAUGGGUGGCGGACGAGAGCCAGGACAAACUCAAGACCAGGUGGGACACCAGCAAGUGGACUGUGGAGUUCCCCAAGAACAUCCCCACACAGCGCAACGGCUGCGACUGCGGCGUGUUUGCGCUCAUGUUCGCGGACCGCCGCGGCGCCGGCCUGGCGCACUGGGACUUCGACCAGCCGCACAUGGAGCUGCUGCGCCGCCGCGUGCUGCAGCGCCUGAUGCGCAUGCGCGUGGACCUGUACUGAGCGGGCCUUGCAGGAGGAGGAGGACUGGAGGAUUGGAGGAGGAGGAGGAGGAGUGGAGGUUUGGAGGAGGAGGGAGUGAUGCUUGGGUGUGUGCGCGGGGGCUGGGUGGAGGCUGGGUGGAGGCGGAGGAGCUGCAGACGGAUGACUCGGGCUAGGUCCGGCACAGGCGCAUCUGCAGCAUGUGGGCUUAGGAGGAGGAGCUGGCUGUGCGGAGCAGGGCGUGCGAUGGGACAGUGUUAAGGCAGGUUGUGCGGAGCAGGGCUGCAUUCCGGCAUCAGGCGGCUGGGGAGCAGCUGGAGGCUGUGGCUGUGGGGUGGGGGCCGUAGGCGACUGCGGCUGGCGAAGGGUGGAAACGGCGCGAGCAGUUGUCGGCCUUGUUGGGACGUGAGCCACGGAGCGCGGGUUCAGCUCGUGCGCGGGUUUGUCAGACGUGAAGCGCGUGUGGAGCUAGUGGCGAUGAGGUGCGGUGUGGGAUGGACAAAGCGCGGCAGUAACGUGGUGUAGUGUAUCAGUCGUGACCGCCGGACCGGAUGGAACGUGCAGACCUGGGCCUCUGUGUUGCAACACGGACAGAACCGCCUGUCCCACUUCCAA